This is a messenger RNA of Drosophila montana, 2845 nucleotides long. It is a transcript of the gene dan, whose product is annotated as protein distal antenna. The record is from RefSeq and is a predicted model, not a curated record. Gene Ontology annotation, molecular function: DNA binding. The transcript has 2 exons. NCBI's taxonomy places the organism in Eukaryota, Metazoa, Arthropoda, Insecta, Diptera, Drosophilidae.
UAAUUACAAUAUUAUAUAAAUUUGAGAUAGAAACAAAAGCGAAUUUUAGUAAAAUUAUUAACCAAUUCAAACUUUUUAAUUAAUAAAUUAAUUAAACAUAUUAGGGAAGGCAAAACUUUAGUAAGAUUCAGGCAAAGUGUUUUAACGCGAAAAUAAUAAUUAUUUUCUAAAUCGCCGAGUGCAGUCGGUCGAUUUCAUAAACCUUUUUUCGCUAAGGUGUUAAAAUAAAGAAACCAAACUGUUUGAUAACGGCUUGAAGUUGGAUAUUUCCAGCUAUUCCCACAUGAACAUACGCAUGGGCACAAAGGGCAAGCGACCGUUGCGUAGCUUGACCCCCAGGGAUAAAAUUCAUGCGAUUCAACGUAUCCACGAUGGUGAAUCCAAAGCGUCGGUGGCCAGGGAUAUAGGUGUACCCGAAUCGACUCUACGUGGUUGGUGCAAGAAUGAGGACAAGCUACGGUUUAUGUCCCGCCAAUCAGCAGCUGACAAGAUGUGCGCCGAUUCUUUAGUGGAUAAAUUGGAUGGUUCUGCGGGUAUAUUAGGGCCACCUGAAAAGCGCCAGCGAUUAGACAACACUCUGCCUCUAAAUUUUUCUAAUAAAAUGAACUUUGAUGAACUUGCCUUCAAGCGAUCACCUCUUACUGGUUUGGACUAUAGUACAAAUAAAAGUCUAUCAGACAUGAGCUAUAACGGACUACCAGUUGAUUAUGUGGGCUUUAACGGAGCGAUCAAAAACAAAGUUUUUGGUGCAGAUAUAUCCCGGUCUGGUCCUGCUGAUCCAUCGUUAAAUGCCAUAAGCCCUCUUUCGAGUCUCACACAUCUGUCGGGUCUCACCGGCAUAUCUCAGUCUCCGCUAGCUAUCAGUUUUAAUGAGCUGACCUCAAAUCUAAAUCUGCUGGCUCAGCUUAACCCCGGCUUAGCAGCUAUGUCAGGAUUAAAUAGCUUUGCAGCGACAGCUAACACAUUGCGUAAUACAACAAAAACUAAUGUUCAGUCACAGCCACAACUGCAGAGUCCGCGAAGCGAAAACGGCGAUCGGGACCGGACUCCAGCGCUGUCCGUCAAGAAUUGGGCAAAACAAAAGCCACCUGGUCCUAUGUCAACCACUGGAGACUGUGACAUAAAAAGCGGAAACAUAAAGAGUCCGAGUCCGUCGCUUGCGCCUUCACUGGUUGGUUGUGUAGCACCGCUGUCAGGUCUACCUGAUGAUCCUCUGCUCUACUGGCUUAAAUCCCAGCAGGCAAUGCUGGGACUAAACAGUCUGUACCCACCUCCAGUGGCAAUAGGUGUUACAAGCCCACCAAUACGCUCCUCAACCCCACAACAGAUAAAUCAAUAUUCCAACACUCCCCCCGUUUCUUCGGCACCACUGGCUCCAUCAUCACCAGCAGCUAGAAGUUUGGAUGACAAGAGUUCGGCGUGGUAUAACUGGUGCAAAGCAUUUGGAGCCAGUCUGCACUCACUCAAUCCGAAUGCUGCUACAUUGGCAGCGCUUCAGGCAACUUCAAUACAGCACCAAGCUUCGUUGACUACCGCAGAGGCCACGAAUAUAGAAGAUAUCGUAAAACAGCCGUACGACAACAUUCUAUAUUCACAACUAACUAAAGAGACUGGAUCGUCGUCGGCUCGAAGCCUGUCUUCUAACGAACAGAACCAAACUGAACAAAAUGAUUCGGCCACAGACCCAGUGGUAGACCCUGAUGUAGAAAGCACCGGAAAACCUGAGGAUUUGUCUGCUAAAUCGGUUAAAUCAACUAGCUCUACCCCUUGUCCGACCAUGGCAUCUCCGAAUCUCGUUAUUAGUAGCCGUGAUCAUACUCCAGAGCUUUGCACUGCGGUAAGCAGUCGAUCGCCGUCAAAUCCAGGUAGCACAGAGUUAAACAGCACCUCAUGCAGCGCUGGUGAAGAUUGCAAAAAUGUUCUGAGCAAUAUACUGUAUAAAAUUGGGAGUAUCAAUGUAGAUGCGUCACAAAACGCCACUACGCCUGUAAGUCCUGAAUUGGGCUGUGAGUCAGAGGCAAGCUUCACUAGCGAUACUCAUCCCCAUAAUAAUAAUGAUGUCAGUGCCAGUAACAACAAUAAUAACUCUAAUAAAACAGACGAGGAAGAACGGGGCAAGUACGUGGACUAUGCGACCGACAUUGAAGAAGUAGAAGCCAUAAGACACGGCGAAAAGUUCCUACAGUGGCUGGAAAACUGUAGUAAUCCACGCGUUACAGCCGUUCAACUGAUGCAACUUAGAUUCCUGAUUGCAGCUAUCAAGUCAAGCAGUGAUACACAAGCGGUUACCAGACCCGCUGUCACUUGCUCUGAUGAAAAUGAAGACAAUUCUCAUGAGGAUGCAAGUAGAAACAAAACUCGUCGCCGUAAAUAGGACAAGCCGAAGUUGGCACCUCUGGAGCCAGCCACGGAUACUGUUAAAACUGCGAAGGAGCAGAAGAAAGAAAUGAUCGAAAUAGAUACCAAAGUACAUGGCCAAGACUUGGGAUGGAAGCAAUCAAAGGUAGACCUAAGCUUUGCCAGCGGUAUUGAAUCGCCAUUGUCCCUGCUAACAAGAUGCCAGCAGUUUUCCCCAGCUGUUUACAAAUCGUCUGCAACCCUGCUCAGCUCGUUGAUGUUUCCGCCCUACGAAUUUGUACACUGUGACCUCGAUAAUGACCCAGAUGACUGCCAAAUAACGGGCGAGUACCAACAGUCCGAUGAACUCAGUUCGAGUAGUGACGAAAAUGUACAGAAUGACUUAGAAUAAAUGAUUUCUUCCAACCUAUUAUAUCAAUGUAUAUGUAUGUUCAAAUUAUAGAGUAGAUCCUGAGCCAAAACUCACAUUUUUAUUGUGAAUUUUACC